GACUGAUCUUAUUUAUUAUUUAAAAUUAUAGGUUGAACGGAGAAUACGUCCGUUACUAUCAGUAUUAUCAAGUGCACAUGAAUAUGAUGAACGUUUUACGUUGAGUGGUCAAUUAUGGACUGAUUCUGAAGAAGACCUUGUCACGCGAUGGUCGUUCUCUGCUUCUGCAUUAUACGCCUUGACCGUUAUCACAUCCACUGGAUAUGAUCAUGUCACGCCAAGCACUGAUCCAGGACGUUUAUUUACAAUAUUUUUCGGCCUCGUUGGUAUACCUCUUAUGUUUAUCACUGCCGCUGAUAUUGGUAAAUUUUUGUCUGAAAUAGUUAUCCGAUCGUAUGGUAAAUUAUUAGAACUGAUAGAAUGGAUUGGUUCUUCAAUUGAUACCAUUCGUGAUUACCUCAGAGAUGAAGAUAAUGAUUCUACUGAUUCCAGGUAUAGUUACAAUUCAAGUUUUUACAAAUAUCAUUAUAACUAUGACAAUUUUUAAAU
Molecule: messenger RNA, 489 nt
Organism: Thelazia callipaeda (thelaziosis nematode)
Lineage: Eukaryota; Metazoa; Nematoda; Chromadorea; Rhabditida; Thelaziidae
Source: the annotation of a GenBank genome assembly